Messenger RNA from Pipistrellus kuhlii (Kuhl's pipistrelle), 467 nucleotides. RefSeq names its product NADH dehydrogenase [ubiquinone] 1 beta subcomplex subunit 3-like. Lineage: Eukaryota; Metazoa; Chordata; Mammalia; Chiroptera; Vespertilionidae. Gene Ontology annotation, biological process: electron transport chain; mitochondrial respiratory chain complex I assembly. Bases 50 to 352 code for a protein of 100 amino acids. Gene Ontology annotation, cellular component: mitochondrion. The record is from RefSeq and is a predicted model, not a curated record. The transcript has a single exon.
CUGGAGGGUUGACUAUUGAGUGUCCUGAGAGGUCAGAUUGCUGUCAGACAUGGCCCAUGGACAUGAACAUAGGCAUGGGCAUGGCCAUGGUAAAUUGGUCCUUCCGGAUUAUGGAAAAUGGAAGAUAGAAGGGACACCCUUAGAAACUGUGCAGGAGAAGCUGGCGGCACGGGGGCUCCAGGGUCCUUGGGGCCGCCACGAAGCUUGGAGAUACACGGGUGGCUUUGCAGACAAUGCCACCUUUGUUGGUGCAGUGCUAAAAGGAUUCAAAUGGGGGUUUGCUGCCUUUGUGGUCGCUGUCGGGGUUGAAUAUUUCCUGGAGUCCCAGAAUAAAGAUAAGAAGCACCACUGAAGGUAGUACCUGGAGUAUCUUAGUGACUUCUUAACUCUGUUAGUCACUGUAGCCUACUCAUCUGUGUGUUUGUCCCUUAAAUAAUACUACUAAGAUUUAAUAAAGAAUACAUGUU